Molecule: messenger RNA, 184 nt
Organism: Scutellospora calospora
Lineage: Eukaryota; Fungi; Glomeromycota; Glomeromycetes; Diversisporales; Gigasporaceae
Source: the annotation of a GenBank genome assembly
AAGUAGAGAUGAGAAUUCAAACUUAAAGCAAAAUUUAGAUUCAAUAGAAAUCAAUAUAAAUAGUGAUCCAAAAGAAGAAUCUUUUACUAUUACUAUCUUAAAAAAAUCUAGUAAUAAGACAAAAAAGAAAGAUAAAGUCAUUCUAAAUCAACUAGAUUAUCAAGAAAAAAAACCUUUCUUCUGA